Molecule: messenger RNA, 3185 nt
Organism: Exophiala dermatitidis NIH/UT8656
Lineage: Eukaryota; Fungi; Ascomycota; Eurotiomycetes; Chaetothyriales; Herpotrichiellaceae
Exons: 3
Coding region: 2261-3076 (271 amino acids)
Biological process (GO): carbohydrate metabolic process
Cellular component (GO): extracellular region
Molecular function (GO): cellulose binding
Source: RefSeq, a predicted model, not a curated record
CCACUCCAGCCGUCCUGAACUACACCAAGACACCCGCCACAAUGUCAGGGCACAAAGCGAAACCAUUGCCUUGCAGAUCCAACAUCAGCCAACCCUGUGGCACGAAGAGAGAAAGUUUGAUAUGCACAGCACCGUCGCCGAGGUUGGAGCCCGCUAGAGCGCACACGCGAAUGUCCGAUGCAACACAUUGACGGGCCGUUACCAACGCCGGUGCCGCUGAAGGGAUACAUGAAGGUAGCGUAGUGGGCAAGAAGGUCCAAAAGAGUGAUCAAAGCCGGCCACGAGUCCCCUAUCGUGAUCUCAAUAACGGAUACAUGCUUCACAAGCUGGGCUGCCGAAACCGUGACCCCGAUGUCCAGAAGAGGACUGUAUGUGCUGCGCUGUACCUGGAUGUAUCCCUUCUGCCACAGGGAUGACGAUGGUUGCAGUCAGAACCUGUGGCAGGCGGUAUAGGAGCAAACUCAACGGGCCAACAGGCCAUACACAGUACAGUCCCAGCAGGCACCGACAUCACAAUCAUCCUGGCCAUCAAGGAACAAGAUAGCCGUCGCCAGCCAGGAGCCCAACUCUCCGUGGUGCACCCCGUCCCCGCUACCACCAAGUGCAGGCUCUCCACCAACAGAGCACUCAGUACGGCGAACCAACAGGCCAUAAUGAAACCACCAGGUCUCCCUACAAGGCUCAAGCCAUCGUUGACAAGAGGCGGAUCGAAAUUCAACAAGCACAGCAGGAGCCUGACUUACGGCUACCGCUACAGGGCCCAGUGCGACAGCUUCCAGGUCAGCGCUCCUGGCCAGAUGCAGAGAACGGGCCCGAGAGCAGCACAUCUAGCCAAAGGAACGGAGCACCACGUUGCCACCGGAAUCCAUCGCCGGAGCAGGGAGAAGCGGCGGCUUGCCCGUGGACGAACACACAACGAGUGGCAUCUCCAGCCGCAUUACAGGCUACCACUACACCUAGUCUGCUGCAUCCGCAGCCUGGUGCCUGGUGUUCCUUCUAGAGUGCACAAAUCUAAACUGCGGGCGAGAUGCUGCACUUGCUGAUCAGUGCAUAUGACGCUCAUUAGCCAAGCUGUGCACGAGAAUCUGCCACGUCCGAAAAGAUGAUUUACGUCCAUAGGACAGCUCCGUGCGGCGGACCACGUGCCACACAGCAUCGAUGGUCGAUAGUUGGUUCCAGCAGGUAUUCACCAGUCUCUGUAUCCUACUGGACUAACCAAUCUUCGCUGUUCCGAACAUCGGGCCAGGAACAUGCAGUAUCCGGACUGGAACAGGGGAGAUUAGAAGGCCUAACACAGCAAAAGGCCAGGCUUAUUCCACAUGGCAAGGUAAGUCCGGAGACGAUGGAGCAUCUGCCAUUAUGACGAUGCGACUACGAAAGGGAGGGUGUAAUGCCUUAUCUAUAGUACCCAUGACUGUGAGUGGGAACUGCCCAGUUGAUUCCGGAGCCCCCAGCCGAAAGGAAACACCGAAACAACCAGGGGUCUAUCUAAGUCUUGCAUGUAUCGGCGGAUUGAGGGCACCACCUGCAUGGGCAAGAUUCAUAAACCAGAAGCUGUCAACACGGACCAAUUCUUGCGAGGAAGGCUAAUCAGCGUUUCCUCGCAAAAAAAGGAUGCCCGCAGCAAGUUGAGAAAGCAGAAAAGAAAAAGAGUGGUGUCACAGAGGCAUUUGAAACCAAGAGAUUGGCGGGAUCGUGCUAGGUGAGAUCUCGCCCGUCAAUCUGCGCCAAGACCGGCCGCCGUGAUCUCCCCGUCGUUUCAGGACAGGGACCAACCCUUGUGCAGCUGCCCUGGGACUUCUGGUUACUGUAUAUCGCAGUUGUCAACACGGUCUGGCAUCGAAAUCGAAGCAAUCCGAUUCGAUAGUCUACCAUGCCUUGCUGGUCGAGAGUGCAAUAGCUGCAUUCGGUCCGCACCAGGACUACCAACUCCUUGCUGGUACACCAAUGGUGCGACAAGACAACCCUUGUUACCGGCGGGUCGAUUGCUAUAACGUCUGUUCACAAGUAUAAGCGACAACAGAUCUUACCAUGGCAGUCCGAUGCACCAUGGCAUGUGUACUUUUCAUUGUUUUGUCCUGAAGAUACACAAAGUAUUUAAUGCGCCUGGUUCUCUGAACGAUAUCCUCUCCUCACCACUCAACCAGAAGUUCAUUCAUUUCCCUGUCGACACAGGUUGUUGUCGCUCCUUCCCUCUCGUUCGUUAUUAUUUGUUCCUUUUUACUCUUUCAUAUUGCCGCCCGGUGCUUGACUCUAAAGAAUGUAUCGUUCAAUCCCAUCCGUUCUAUUUGCUUCGACUGCGCUCCUAAGCCUGUCCCAGGCUUCGGCAUCGGUCCAGGGCCCGUGGGAACAAUGUGGUGGCAUUGACUGGACCGGAGGCACCUCAUGUGCGCAAGGCUGGACCUGCGUCGUGCAAAACCCAUGGUACUCUCAGUGCCUCCAAACCGAGACCGCUUCUUCUUCGUCAGUCGAAAGCACAGUGACACCAUCGAGCUCCCUACCAGCCCAGAGCCCGUCGCACUCCGUCUCAUCUGUUGUGAAGACUGUCACCGCAUCCAGUCUGACUGAACCAACAACAUCGACCACCAGCCCGGCAGGCCCAGCGUCCACUGGCCUCACGUAUAAGGCAUCUAUCACGCACUACGGCUCCGGAGACAGCUUCGGCUCACCAAACUGCAACACCAACACCGCGGCCUGCUUCUUCUAUACUUCACCCGGUUUCAGCGCAGCAGUCAGUCAAAACCUCUACGGCGUCGGUCCCGGUGCAGGUCAGGGUCCGGCCUGCGGAACAUGUUGGAAACUCGUUGGCGAGACCGAUUCUUCGGGCAACAAGCUCAGCAAUGCUGGCACCAGCAUCGUGGUCAUGGUGAACAACUUGUGCCCGGCCGACGGGAACCCCCUAUGUGCCCAGAACGGACUUUCCGGCACCAACCAGUACGGAGCCAAUGUGAACUUUGAUCUUUGCAGCGACAGCGGAGCCUCAGCGGCCUUCUUUGGGAACAGCGGCGUGGGACUCGCUGUCGGCUCCGCGACACAGGUCGACUGCUCGGAAUGGUCUGGUACCGUUGUUCACUAAUAUCGCUAUAGUAGUUCGAGGGUAUAAGUACCUGUACUUAGAUACUUUCUUCGCAUCUACUAUAUAUGCCCCUAGGGGAGAUCAAAUAUAUAUCUACUACUUAACUAAA